This is a messenger RNA of Oryza sativa Japonica Group (Japanese rice), 1135 nucleotides long. Its product is annotated as protein DMP6. The record is from RefSeq and is a predicted model, not a curated record. Gene Ontology annotation, biological process: endomembrane system organization. NCBI's taxonomy places the organism in Eukaryota, Viridiplantae, Streptophyta, Magnoliopsida, Poales, Poaceae.
UUUGUUGCAAAAUCACAAAUGUUCUUUGCGUGUUCAAACAUAUUUAGCAUGAGCAAGCUAGUGUUGAAGUAUUCUCCAGAAUCCAGAUGCUUUGCAUGCGUCCAUGGUUUUUUGUUCAAAUACGUCGUGUCAAUGCAAUGCCGAUCGAGUUAGAACUUAGAAGCAAGCUAAUCCAACAGCUAAGGCACGGUAGCUAGCUAGGCAUUGUUCUUGUUCAUCAUGGCGUCGCGUCCAACCGGCGCCGACGAGGAGACCCCGGAGGCGAAGGCGCCGCUGCUCGCGUCUUCGGACGACGGCCAGACGACGCAGGCGACGCAGGCGAGCCUCGUCUGCAAGGCGCUGAACAGCACGGCCGACCUCGCGAAGCACCUCCCGACCGGCGCCGUGCUCGCGUUCGAGGUGCUCUCGCCGUCCUUCACCGCGGACGGCAGCUGCACGGCCGCCAACCGCGCGCUCACCGCCUGCCUCGUCGGCGCCUGCGCGCUCUGCUGCUUCCUGCUCUGCUUCACCGACAGCUACCGCGACGCCACGGGCUCCGUGCGCUACGGCUUCGUCACGCCCAGCGGCAGCCUCCGCCUCAUCGACUCCGGCUCCGGCUCCGGCUCGCCGCCGCCGCCGCCGCCGAGGGACGACAGGUACAGGCUGGGCGCGCGCGACGUGCUUCACGGCGCGCUGUCGUUCGCGGUGUUCCUGGCCGUGGCCAUGGUGGACCGCAACGUGGUGGCGUGCUUCUACCCGGUGGAGUCGCCGGCGACGAGGCAACUGCUCGCGGCGGUGCCCAUGGCGGCCGGCGCGGCGGGGAGCUUCCUCUUCGCCAUGUUCCCGUCGACGCGCCGCGGCAUCGGCUUCCCCGUCGCGGCGGGCGCCUGACGCGCGUACACACGGAUCGAUUGAUCGAGUUGCCACUUUUGGCGCUCGGAUGAUCUCUUUUGAAGAAGUAAAUGAAUUCCCCCGUGUGCUUUGCUGCGGACCAGUAAAGAAUGAAUGGAUCAUGUUCUUAUGUCAAUCAGAGCAAGUUAACAAUGGGAUUGUUCAUCAGACAUACAUUGACUCUUUUCUGUUACAAAGAGCAUUUGAUAUUGUUUAAAUAUGUUAAUUGCGAAAAUAAUUUAAGCAUUGUCAUGGGCAAUUUCAA